Molecule: messenger RNA, 877 nt
Organism: Monopterus albus (swamp eel)
Lineage: Eukaryota; Metazoa; Chordata; Actinopteri; Synbranchiformes; Synbranchidae
Gene: mrps12
Product: mitochondrial ribosomal protein S12
Exons: 3
Coding region: 202-633 (143 amino acids)
Biological process (GO): translation
Cellular component (GO): small ribosomal subunit; ribosome
Molecular function (GO): structural constituent of ribosome
Source: RefSeq, a predicted model, not a curated record
AAGUACUUCCGGCGGACAGAAUUCUUCAUGCACACGUUGUGUUGUAAAAGCCCUGGCAGAUUUUUUAAAGCGUUAAUUAUUUUAUAAGAAACAUGCAAUAAAACGCUUCAAAUUCAUAAACUGGACAUUCAGUUGUAUCUCUACGAAUAUACUCUGAUAAUCUGACAGUGGUGUUUUUGGUUCGGGAUUCAGUGAGCAGGAAUGUCGUCACUGUGGAGCCUCAGACCAGCACUGGCAUCACUGCUUCAGGCCUCCCAGCAUGCCUCUGACUGGAUGGGCCCCCUCCUCUCCAGGACAAUGGCCACCCUCAACCAGAUGCAUCGUAAGGGGAAGCCCAAACCACCUCCUAAACUUGUUGGAGCCACGUUUGGCCGCCCCCAACUGAAGGCGGUGAUCCUGAAGACCAUGAUCCGAAAGCCCAAGAAGCCUAACUCUGCGAACAGAAAGUGCGCUCGGGUGCGGCUGUCUAACGGGAAGGAGGCGGUGGUGUUCAUUCCUGGGGAGGGACACAACCUGCAGGAGCAUCACGUGGUGUUGGUGCAGGGCGGGAAGACACAGGACCUGCCCGGAGUCAAACUCACUGUGGUCAGGGGCAAAUAUGACUGUGCUCACGUGGUGAAGAAGAAACAGUAGCACGAGAGAUGGACGCUGCGUUUGUCGCUGUCAGUGCUGUUUAAUAAAUGUGCUGCUAAAGAUGCCAGCAUUGUGGGCUCAGAGAUACAGGUAGAGACAUCAGGAUCACUGCAUGGCCAAAAGUAUGUGGACAUCAGAGCAUUUCUCUGUGUAAUAGCGUGAUUCCUGUUCGUUAAUGUGCUGCUCUGACAGCUGGGUCCAGUCCACCCUUGUUCAAAAUCAUUAAACUAAAUGUUACUGGGUA